AACAGUAGGUGACUGAACUUUAAAUAUUCCUGAAAAGAAAAUUCUCAAAAGCCGUGCAUUUAUAACAGCAAAAGAUAUUUUGAACCGAUCUACAGUUACUGAAGGUUGCGUUUGGUUCAGCUGACAGGAACUCAAUUCACAUAACGGAAGGAAAUGAUGACGACGAGAUGCUGCUCCCAGUUGUUGGGAAUACUCCUGUUGUCGAUAACCCUGUUGAGUAUUGGGCUUGGCCCUGACGCUUGCGAUCCAGAUAAGUGUAGACCGUACGCAUUUCAUGAAAUUCUUCAGAAUUUCCGCAAUGGUCAUUGUUUUUGUAGUAUGGAAUGCAGCGAAAAGGAUUGUGAAGAACGCACUGGCAAGGCUGAUACAUGUGUUCUGAAAUGUUUCGGAGGCGGUUGUAAAGGACAAAACUGCGAAGAUCAAGUAAAAGAAUGUAAAAUGCAUCUGGGAUGUAACGGAAAGGAUUGUCAACAGACUUGCAAGGCUACAAAAAAAUGUGAAAUGAAUUGUAGCAGAGGCGGGUGUAAAAUACAGAAAUGCGAAGGCAAGGUGGAAGAAUGCAAAAUGCAUCUGGGAUGUAGUAGACAGCAUUGUGAACAAACUUGCCAGGCCAAAACAUGUAAUAUGGAAUGUAGCGGAGGCGGUUGUAAAAAACAGACAUGCGACACUGGAAAUGUGUGCAAUAUGCGCUGUACCGCUGAUAACUGUGCACAGACGUGCAAAGCUGACGCAUGUCACAUGACUAGAACCUGGCCAAUCAGUUCUCAGGAUCAGCUUGUAUGCUCUGGAAAUGGUGAAUGUUGUGGAAGUCUCAUGUCGUCCUAUGACACACUGCCUCUUAGUACGAUACUCUAUCAAUCUUGUCAAAACGAAAAUAGCUGCACAUGCACCAGAUAUGCAAAUAGUAUCUACAGCACUUCAAAUUUAUACACGUCGAAUGUCGUUGCGUCUACCGGAAUUCUUCUUUGCGCAACUAAAAUUUCAGCAGGGCAAGGAACAGAAGCUUGGACUCUGCGCCAAUCAUCGACGCAAUCACCGCUAUCAAUAAUCUCACCAUUACCAUUUCCCUCACCAUCAUCACAAUCAUCAUUAGCAGCAGAAGCAUCUUCAUCAACCGCAUCAAAAUAUUUUUUAUUAUCAAAGCUGGCAACAGCAAUAUCAGACGCAGCAGCAUCAGCAACUGCAUUAUCAUUAUCAUCAUCAUCAUUAUCGUUUGCGGGCGAAAUUCGCGGAUAUGUAUUUACGGGGAGUGCGUGGCAGAAGCGUGCAAAGUGGAACGGAAUUGGUUUUGGGCGAAGCGAAGAUGCUUGUGAUCCCAGUAAAUGUACAUCGAAUUGUAAACCUCUUUGGAAAUGCAGCAAUGGUUAUAAUUUUUGUGAGAUGGAAUGCAGCGAAAAUGAACAACAUUGCAAGGCUGGUUCAUGUGAUCUGAAUUGUUGUGGAGACGAGUGUAAAAUACAGAAAUGCGAAGAUCAGGUAGAACAGUGCACAAUGCAUCUGCUAUGUAGCGGGAAGGAUUGUGAACAGACUUGCAAGGCAAAACAAAAAUGUGAAUUGAAUUGUAGCGGAGGCGGGUGUAAAAUACAGAAAUGCGAAGAUCAGGUAGAACAGUGCACAAUGCAUCUGCUAUGUAGCGGGAAGGAUUGUGAACAGACUUGCAAGGCAAAACAAAAAUGUGAAUUGAAUUGUAGCGGAGGCGGGUGUAAAAUACAGAAAUGCGAAGAUCAGGUAGAACAGUGCACAAUGCAUCUGCUAUGUAGCGGGAAGGAUUGUGAACAGACUUGCAAGGCAAAACAAAAAUGUGAAUUGAAUUGUAGCGGAGGCGGGUGUAAAAUACAGAAAUGCGAAGAUCAGUGCUGGUUAUACAAAAAGUGUACCGCCAAAAUGCUAGUGACUUCUACCUUGGUGAACAGGAAAUACAAAGGAGCAUGA
Stylophora pistillata is the source of this 1932-nucleotide messenger RNA. Its product is annotated as adhesion G protein-coupled receptor L4-like. Gene Ontology annotation, molecular function: G protein-coupled receptor activity. NCBI's taxonomy places the organism in Eukaryota, Metazoa, Cnidaria, Anthozoa, Scleractinia, Pocilloporidae. Gene Ontology annotation, cellular component: plasma membrane. Gene Ontology annotation, biological process: cell surface receptor signaling pathway; G protein-coupled receptor signaling pathway. The record is from RefSeq and is a predicted model, not a curated record.